Molecule: messenger RNA, 2254 nt
Organism: Ailuropoda melanoleuca (giant panda)
Lineage: Eukaryota; Metazoa; Chordata; Mammalia; Carnivora; Ursidae
Gene: SERPINA5
Product: serpin family A member 5
Exons: 5
Coding region: 169-1392 (407 amino acids)
Molecular function (GO): serine-type endopeptidase inhibitor activity
Source: RefSeq, a predicted model, not a curated record
GGACAGAGCAGGGCCCACGGGGGUGGAGUCAGGGCCCAGCCAAGGUCAGUGGCAAAUACUAUUUCCAGAGCUUCCAGCUCUGUUUUUCAGUGAGCACAAGGGACUGAGGGACCGUGACCUCCACUGUAUGCACGCUUGGCCACGGGACAGAGACGAGCAGCAGCCACAAUGCAGCUGUGCCUCCUUCUAUGCCUGUUGCUUCUCAGCCCCCCGGGCUCCAGCCUGCACCGCCCCCGCUCCCGGGAGGGGAAGAAGAGAGUCAAGGAGCCGCCCGUGCUCAGCACGGUGGCCCCCGCCAGCAGGGACUUCGCCUUCGACCUCUACAGGGCCUUGGCUACGGCUGCUCCCGACCAGAACGUCUUCUUCUCCCCUCUGAGCAUCUCCACCACCCUGGCCAUGCUGGCCCUGGGGGCGCGAUCGCACACGAAGGUGCAGAUCCUAGAGGGCCUGGGCCUCAGUCCCCAGGAGGGCUCGGAGGAGAAACUCCACAACGCCUCACACGAGCUGCUCCAGGAGCUCGCCCGGCCCAGGAGGGACAUCCAGCUGCGCCUCGGCAACGCCCUGUUCAUCAGCCCCACGGUGCACCUGCAGGACACCUUCGUGAACGCCGUGAAGACGUUGUACCUGGCAGACACCUUCCCCACCAACUUUGGGGACCCCGCAGAGGCCCAGAAGCAGAUCAACGACUACGUGGCAAAGCAAACUGAAGGCAAGAUUGUGGACUUGGCUAAGGACCUGGAUAGCACGGAGGUCAUGGUUAUGGUGAAUUACAUUUUCUUUAAAGCGAAGUGGGAGGCAAGCUUUGACCACAAAAGCACCCGAAAGCAGGACUUCCAUGUGACCUCGGAGACAGUGGUGCAGGUGCCCAUGAUGAGGCGGGAAGACCAUUAUUACUACUUCCUGGACCGCAGCCUCUCCUGCAAGGUGGUGGGGGUCCCCUACCAAGGGAACGCCACUGCUUUCUUCAUUCUCCCCGGCGAGGGCAGGAUGGGACAGCUGGAGAACGGACUGAACGAGAAAACCCUGAGGAAGUGGCUCAAGAUGUUCGCAAAGAGGCAGCUUGAGCUGUACCUUCCCAAGUUCUCCAUCGAGGGCUCCUACCAGCUGGAGAAGGUCCUCCCCAAGCUGGGCAUCAAUGACGUUUUCACCUCCCAUGCUGACCUGACUGGCAUCACCAACCACUCCAGCAUCCAGGUGUCUGAGAUGGUGCACAAGGCCGUGGUGGAGGUGGACGAGUCGGGGACCAGAGCGGCUGCAGCCACAGAGACGAUCUUCAUGUUCAAGUCGGCCACAAUGAGCUCUCAGAGGGUCAUGUUCAACAGGCCCUUCAUGAUACUCAUUGUGGAGAACUCCACGAACGUCCUCUUCCUUGGCAAAGUGACCCAUCCCUGAGGUUGGUGCUUCUCCUGAGAGGCCAAAGUGGAAGGCACACAGUGUCACCUGUCCGCUGGGACCUGGUGAUUUACAUGGGUUUCGUGCACUAAUGAGGCUUUUACAAGUAAUAAUAGUCAUAGUAUUGGUAUUCUAAUGAUUGCUUCUUCUCACAUAACUACACAACACGGACACCUUGAAGAACCUUCGAGAGCAUCUGGUCUUGCCCUCACCCUUCAUCAGUGGAGUCUGGCAGUGAGGCCCAGAGAGGUUGGUUGCCUUGCCCAAGGUCACACAGCAUGUGAGUGGUAGAGAGAAGCCCAGAAUCCAGGUCCCUGAUGCCCAGCCCAGUGCCACACAGCUCUUCAGGAGGGUUGUUCUGGUAGACGUUCCUACCAAGAAACGUAUUUCCAAGCCGAGUCCUCCUCUUGCCAGCAAUAGCAACCAUCAGUGACUUCAUCAUGGGGUGGGAAGAACAUUAAACUGGGAGUCUGGAAUGGGGUUUCUGUUCCAGCUAACCAGCUGUGGAGCUUUGGGGUAAUACUGUCCCUCUCUGGACCUCUAUUUCCCCCACGCAUACAGUGAAGGAUCGGGUGAAGGUUGAAGGCUCCCUGACAUCAUAGAAGGAAGCUGGGGCGUUCCCCGUCAGUCACAGUAGAUUUUAACACAUUCCAGUGCUACUUGUCCUUGAAGAAAAGCGAGUGGACAGCGGGGUGGAAAUGGCCCAUCGCAGCAUCGAACUGUCCUGUGGCUUCAGUUAGACCUCCUGGCGUUGGCUGGGGGCGGGAGCACGGAGGCCUGUUGCAGAUACUAGCCUAUCGAGGACAUUGAUACGAACCGUGAAUGUUAGUAUCAACGAUAACAAUAAAGCAUUUUGCAAACA